GGAUGACCGCCUUUCCCAGAACGGUCACAGUAGCAUGGACGCCGAGCGGGACGCGGUGCGGGCCGCCGCCAAGCUGCGCCGGCGCCUGUACCAGCGCCAGAAGCAGCGGCAGUACCGCAGCCGCGAGUCGUCCGAAGUGGCGUCGCUCCGCGCACUCGUCGCCGAGCUGGAGGUUCAGGUCGAUGCGCUCACGACCGAGCUCCGCGCGAAUGCUCCGACCGAGCUGCCGUGGGUCGACGUGGCGUCGGCGCUCCGGGACGAGGCCGUGCUCACGACGCACAAAAACAAGGCGCUCAAGUCGCAGCUGGAAGAGUACCAAGAUCUGGUCGUCGUCAUGACAACGUGGGUCACGAAGCACGUGCCCAUCCAGAAAUCCAUCGAGGCCUCGGCGUACUCGUGGCGCAACGCGACGCUGUUCGCCAACAAGGAGUCGCGCAAGCUCGGUCUCGAUUGGAUCACCAAGCACCUCUACCACAACACGGAGCGGAUGCUCUCGCUCUGCGGGUUCCAGUCCCUUGGCGGCACCGACCGAUUCGACGAUUUUGCCAUCGACAUGAGCGACCCCGAGUACUUUGAGUACACGUGGCGCCACCAGGCCAAGCACAAUGCGCCGUUCGAGACCACGGUGGCGGCGUUCCGCGCCUUUGUCACGCACUUUGUGAACGGCGGCGUCUGGUCGACGGGUACUGGAACACCACUCGACCCAGAUAUUGUCGAUCAAGUCGCAGCGCACAUCUCGUACACGCGGAUCGCGUCGAGUCCGCGCGAGAGCAUCAACUUUGUCUCGCGUGAGUUUGCGACCUCCAAUCAGUGCAUCUUUGUGUGCCAAAACAUCCCGUUUGACGAGACGCAGCCGCUCAACGACGAGCAGUGCAACCGCCGACUCUGGAUCGUGCUCGAUCGCAUUUCCGAGCACGCGACGCACAUCCGCGUUGUCUACAUCAACUCGCACGGCUUCGACCAGCAUGGGCAUUUCGACAUGGCGAGAGAAGCCGCGUACUGGGGCUGCGACCUCUCGUCGAUGCCGGCCGAGCCAAAUGCGUGGUUUGAGGCAUUCCAAGCUAGGGUGCACAAGGUCGGGCAGUCGUUCAUUGCGCACAACACGUCGCAGAUGGACCGCAUUUUCCAGCAGCAGCGCCACCACCACCGUCUUCCGUCGUCAAGUAGUAGCUCAUAGCACACGCCACGUAGUAUCAUCAAUGCUCUAUAAACAAGUGUGGGCUUAACCAAAGUUGAUGCCCUGCGCGAGCG
Saprolegnia diclina VS20 is the source of this 1251-nucleotide messenger RNA. RefSeq lists its product as hypothetical. The coding region runs from base 35 to 1177 and encodes 380 amino acids. The record is from RefSeq and is a predicted model, not a curated record. The transcript is spliced from 4 exons. NCBI's taxonomy places the organism in Eukaryota, Oomycota, Saprolegniomycetes, Saprolegniales, Saprolegniaceae.